Molecule: messenger RNA, 653 nt
Organism: Elaeis guineensis (African oil palm)
Lineage: Eukaryota; Viridiplantae; Streptophyta; Magnoliopsida; Arecales; Arecaceae
Source: RefSeq, a predicted model, not a curated record
CAUUUAUCCAUUCCAGUGGCGUGACGGUGUAAAGUGCUUCUCGUCCGCCCUCCUCCGCGACCAUCCACUCCGUGAAAUCCUCUUCCACCUGACCGGACGAGCAAAUGAUGGCAUCACUGGCACCACCAUCAAAUCCCUCACGAAACUUGGUCACCAACCCAAGAACCAAAGCACCAUUCCAAAUAGCCAAAACCCACCCCAUAUCAGACCUACUCCUCCCUUUCAGAUCCAUACACACACAGCUAAAGCUAUCUACCGGCACUACAAGUGAGAAAAGAUUGACAACAGCACAAGCAGUGAGCGAGAGAGUUGAAGAGGGAACAACAAUGGCACAGGGAGGAGAGAAUGUGAAGCUUUUGGGGGCGUGGGCAAGCCCGUUUGUUAUUCGGACAAGGAUCGCCCUGAAUCUAAAGGGAGUAGAUUACGAGUUCUUGGAGGAGGUGUUUGGGGUGAAGAGUGAGCUGCUGCUCGAGUCCAACCCUGUGUACAAGAAAAUUCCAGUACUGAUCCAUGACGGCAAGCCCGUCUGUGAGUCCAUGAUCAUCGUUCAGUACAUCGACGAGGUCUGGGCCACCAAGGCCCCCGCCAUCCUUCCCGCCGACCCCUACGACCGCGCCCUCCACCGCUUCUGGGCCUACUAUGUCGACGACAAG